This is a messenger RNA of Puccinia triticina, 297 nucleotides long. RefSeq lists its product as uncharacterized. NCBI's taxonomy places the organism in Eukaryota, Fungi, Basidiomycota, Pucciniomycetes, Pucciniales, Pucciniaceae. The record is from RefSeq and is a predicted model, not a curated record. The transcript has 2 exons. Bases 1 to 297 code for a protein of 98 amino acids.
AUGGAAGGACCCUUUGCAAUCGUUCCUUGCAAAGGCAAUGAUGUAUUAUUAUGCGUGAGAGACAAUUUUGCUAAAUACGACCAAUUGCCAGGAGACCAGGACAUGAGGGCGAUAAGGGCGCCUUUGAUCCCCGGACAUCCUUCCCAUCACUGCGAUGAUGUCAAAAUCACCAAUUCGGUCGCCACCGGGGCAUAUUGCUGCCCUAACAGAGUCCCUUGGAAUGAUGCACGCGAUGUUGGUAGAGUUGCACACUUCGAUCUGGUUUGGAACCCAUCCUUCAACUUACCUGACCACUGA